AUGGUGCGGACCACGGGCCUCAUGAGCUUCAAGGAGCACGUCGCGGCCGACAUCAGCGCCCAUGCGGGCGCGCACCUCAGCCUGGUCGAGUUCCAGGCCAAGGAGCAGAUGUGCUUCAAGCUCAUCAGCUGGGACGCUCAGGGCAUUGCGAAGCACAGCGCCGAGUACUUUGCAGCGACGCUGCGCGAACAGCACGACCACGACGCGGCCAUCUUCCAGGAGGCCGGCUACUGGGGCAAGACCACGAGGUUGGAGGUCGGCGAGGGCGACUUCUACCUGGUCACACCGCGGGUCGAGUGGCAAAAGCAGAUGGGGCUGCCGGAGCUAUCCGACCUGAUCACGAUGGCACCGCUUGGGGCGUGCCCGAUCGUGGGCGCGGACGCGCGGGCGACCUUGCCCCCCCCCCCGCAGGCGGACGAGGAGCGCUGGAUCGGGGACUUCCCAGUCGGUCAGCGCACGCGUCGCGCCGAGAUGUUGACGAGAUUUCUCAUGCAGCGCGACCUGGCGGCGGCGAACACGUUCACUGCGGCGGCGAGCGGGCCCGCCUGCCACUGCGAUUUCAAGCGUCCGCCAGCCCAGAUCGACUCUGUCCUGAGGUCCGACAGCGCGCAAUCCGACCACGCGGCCAUCAAGCUGGAGUCCACCCUUGGCACCAGGAGGCGCUGUAUCUGGAACGGAGGUCGUGCGCCUAUGAAGGGCUGGACCUGUCUCGACAACCGCUUCCAGCGCUGGAGCCACGGCGCCUGCUACGCCGAGCACAACCCAGCGCCGAUUACUUCCAUGGCGGACGCAGUGCACCUGGCUGCCGCUGCCUGUGGCAGGGGCCUACCUGCGAGGAGGGUUCCCAGGCUCCCCGAGGGCCGCGAGCUCAUGCAGACGCUGCGGAUGUUGGAAGCGCGUCGGCGGGUCACACGCGACCGCGUUCAGCGCGCGAUCUACAGCGAGGAUGCCAUCCGGAUCCGCGGGAAGGUCUGGGCCGCGAACAGGGCCCUGCAGCACUGCCUCCACGAGCCUGGCGCGAUCCACGACCAGCCGAUGAACGCGGAGGGGGGCAUCGAUGACGACCCGCUGCGGAUCAAGGAGCUCCUGGAGCGCGAUUACGGCAGCGCCUGCAGGGCCAGCGACAGGGAGGAGCUCGUCGGGGCCACUGCCUGCCUCGCCCACUUCACGACGGAGGAUGCAUUCGAUAUCCCGCCCUUCUCGCCCGAGAUGCUCCGCGAGGCUCUGUGCGACAUGAAGGCCAUGCGGGCGCCUGGCGUGGGCGGGGUGGUCGCCGAGGUUUUGCAGGCCCUCGACUCGGGCUCCCUCGCCUCGCUCGCGGCCGUCUUCGAGAGCCACUUCCGCGGGGUAUCCGAGCAUGCCAGUGGCCAGGCCUGGUCGAAGCACAUCAUCCAGCUCAUGAUGAAGAAGGGAGGCAAGCACGCGCUCAAGGGGUACAGGCCGAUCAUGCUCCUCACUACCUUCGAGAAGCUCUACUCGGUUGGCCUAGUCAAGAAGUGUGCCAGUUCGAUGGGCGUGACCUUCAGCAUGCGCAUGAUGGCGGAGAAGGCCCGCAAGUGGAACAUACCCAUCUCUAUCAUGGAUGGCGAUAUCGAGGCGGCAUUCGACCGCGUCUCGCACCGCUCGGUCGAGGAGACACUGAGAAGAAGGGCUGUGCCAGGGCCCGUGAUCCUUGCCAUCACGAGGGAAUUGAAGGCGACGGCCGUGAUCACCAUGUGCUCGAUCCAGACGCAACCAGUACCUCGGACACGCGGCAUUCGACAAGGAGAUCUAGCCAGCGCGAUCCCCUUCAAUCUCGUGCUGGAGGAUGCCUGGGAGGAGUUCCUGGGCGAAUGCCGGACGCGCGGCCGGGGCUGCGAGUUCCCGGGCGAGGCGACAUUGUACGAGGCGGGGCUUCUCUACGCCGACAUUCUGGCUGUUUGCGGGCACGGCCGGGUCGCUGCGCCAGAUGGCGAUGGCCUGGCGGCGUUUCCUGCGAGCUCGCGGCCGGCGCGUACCUCCCUCGGGUUUGACCUGGGGUACGACGGCGCUG
Messenger RNA from Prorocentrum cordatum, 2032 nucleotides. The record is from the annotation of a GenBank genome assembly. NCBI's taxonomy places the organism in Eukaryota, Dinophyceae, Prorocentrales, Prorocentraceae.